UAUUAAUUGCAAAUGUAAAAGCAUACGACGCUAUAGACGUUUGGAGACUAUGUUAAAACUCCCUUGAAUACCAACAUAAACCUUUCGCUUUAAAUUGGAAACGCUUUUACCGUAAACAAAGGUAGAGUCGUAAAAAUGCAACAUGGCGACUGCGAUGGCAGGACGUGGUCUCUCCUUCAUUAGGAACAUAUUUCACUCCAGGCUGCAGGUUCCGGGUGUUGGCCCUCAGCAGCUGUCAUGUGUCCACACCACCACGUCACUGGAGUCCAAACACUGGGAGAGGAGGAACCUGAAGGUGUAUCCACCUCAGCUGCCAGAUGAGCCUCGCAGACCAGCAGAGAUCCACCACAGUCGGAGGCAGAUCAAGUACAGCAAAGACAAGAUGUGGUACCUGGCAAAGAUGAUCAGAGGAAUGAGCAUCGAUGAGGCAGUUGCACAGCUGGAGUUUAAUGACAAAAAGGGAGCAAAGAUCAUGAAAGAGGUCCUUCUGGAAGCUCAGGAGAUGGCAGUUAAAAAUCACAACGUAGAGUUUAAAUCAAACCUGUAUGUAGCUGAGUCAUUUUCUAGCAAAGGGAUGUACCUGAAGCGCAUCCGUUACCACGGCCGCGGGAUGUUCGGCAUCAUGGACAAAGUUUACUGCCACUAUUUUGUCAAACUGGUGGAAGGCUCACCACCCAAAAAGGAGGAGAAGACGAGCUUUGACCAGGCCAAAGAGUACGUGCAGGGCCUCAAGAACCGGACCAUCAUCCACAGCCUGUAGAUCAGAUCUUAGACACUAUUUAAGUUGUUGCUGUAUUUCAGUGUGAAUCUUUUGAUAUUUGUAAAUAAAGGAGAAUGAAUGUCA
Messenger RNA from Betta splendens (Siamese fighting fish), 844 nucleotides. It is a transcript of the gene mrpl22, whose product is annotated as mitochondrial ribosomal protein L22. Gene Ontology annotation, molecular function: structural constituent of ribosome. The record is from RefSeq and is a predicted model, not a curated record. The coding region runs from base 143 to 760 and encodes 205 amino acids. The transcript is spliced from 7 exons. Lineage: Eukaryota; Metazoa; Chordata; Actinopteri; Anabantiformes; Osphronemidae. Gene Ontology annotation, cellular component: mitochondrial large ribosomal subunit; ribosome. Gene Ontology annotation, biological process: translation; ribosome assembly.